Messenger RNA from Aricia agestis (brown argus), 1494 nucleotides. Its product is annotated as translation initiation factor IF-2-like. The coding region runs from base 1 to 1494 and encodes 497 amino acids. The transcript has 3 exons. The record is from RefSeq and is a predicted model, not a curated record. NCBI's taxonomy places the organism in Eukaryota, Metazoa, Arthropoda, Insecta, Lepidoptera, Lycaenidae.
AUGGCAGAUCGUACAAGUAAAAGUAUUCUCCGGGUGGGUCUCGGCUCCUCAGGAGUCGGGGAAUCCCAUGCGCCGUCCUCGGACGGUGGCCGGCCCGUGUAUACGGAGGGGCCAACUAGUGCGAUGAGGGAUGAGGGGGCCGCUAAGGCGGCGAGGAAGGACGAGGAGGCCGCUAAGGCGGCGAGGCAGCGGGCCAUCUUGGCUGCGUUAGGAGGAGGAGGAGACAGCGCGAAGAAGCGCGACAGCCCGAAGCCGGCGCCCAUUACCGCGCCGGCGGCGGAGAUUCUAACGGACGAAGACAUCGACUUCAGUCAGCCGCAGCCUAACGGCAGGCGCUCUGAUGACGACAUGGCGCCGCCCCUCAGUAAAGGAGCGGUGCCCAAACCCAAAAGAGGACGCGGCCGCCCGCCAACGACCGGACAAUAUGUCGGCUUGGCGAAGGCGCAAGCCGAUUUCAACAGAGAGAAAGAGGAGGCCCUUCGACUCCAGGCGGAGGAGGAGGUGGCCGAGGCGGCCAGGGCGGCGCGAGAGACGCGCUCUUCGCUCCUUGCGAGCCCCGCGCCUAUGGAUGAAGACAGGCCAGAGCAGACCAACCACGCUCUGGCCCAAUGUGUUGAGACUUCGCUGGGAACGAUCUCCAUGGUCGCAGCGAAGUCGAAUAACCUCAAGGGGACGUUCCAGCGGCUCCUCAAGGAGGCGGUCAGCGACAUACGCGCCACCGUCGCCGAAAUGAGAAGCCGCGGAGCGACCGAAGAGAUGAAGGCCCUCGAGGCUCAGAAUGCGCGGCUCCAGAAUGAAGUGGAGUCUUUGCGCAAAGAGCUAGAGGAGCUACGCCGUCAGGUGUUGAAGCCGGCCGAGCAGGACAUGCGCCAGCUGUUGUCUGAGGUCUCUCGUUCCAACGUAGAGACCUUCAGCAACAUGCUGAACGCUCGGCUGGCCGGACUGGAGAGUCGGCUCCUCCCAGAGCCUCGACUGCGACCUCCGCUCUCGGCGGACAGAGCCCGGAGUAUCACACCGGCCGACGCCGAGAGUGUAGAGGCAAUACCGGAGGAGACGCCGGGGCCCCCGAUGCCAAAAGCUAAGGGGAAACCGGCCCAAAAGAAGACGCGGCAGCCAAUCGCCGCAGAGGUCCCGCAUGAGACCCCUGCCACGCGCGAGGCGCCCAAGGCCAAGAAGGGCAGGAAGAAGAAGCGGCCAUCAAUGGCCGCUCAGGAGGCGGCACAGGGGGGAGCGAACACCAGCUCCCCUCGUACUGAGGCCCCUUGGACCAAGCCGGGGCACAAGGCGGCAGAGUGCGGGGCAGCGGAGCCGAACUGCUCCCUGUGCGAGGCCGCUGGCAGAGUUGAAAGGGGGCACGAGCUGGGCAGAUGUCCAUCUGCUAAAAAGCCGGCCCCCGGAGAAGACAAGGCGCCGACCAAAAAAGCCCGACAGAAGUCGAGGCCAAGGGGAGCGCGGGCCCCGCUCGCUCCCGCCCGAAUGGAGACGGAUGCCUAG